Ruditapes philippinarum (Manila clam) is the source of this 2851-nucleotide messenger RNA. RefSeq names its product pleckstrin homology domain-containing family G member 5-like. The record is from RefSeq and is a predicted model, not a curated record. Gene Ontology annotation, biological process: Rho protein signal transduction; endothelial cell migration. Gene Ontology annotation, cellular component: axon; endocytic vesicle; plasma membrane. NCBI's taxonomy places the organism in Eukaryota, Metazoa, Mollusca, Bivalvia, Venerida, Veneridae. Gene Ontology annotation, molecular function: guanyl-nucleotide exchange factor activity.
AUUGCUAGUGUGGACAGGUUUGUUCACCAUGUAAAUUCCACGUUACACCAGCAACACGAGGAGGAGAAGUUGCAGGCAAUUGUGGAUAAAAUAGAAACUUACGAUGCUGUUGACGCGCCUAAUGAUGAAUGUCUCAAGCUGAUACAGCCAUAUAAUAGUAACUUUAACUUGACGGCCCCGAUGCCAGGUUGUGAUGCCUCCCAGACCCGAGCCCUUGUCAUGCAGUCGCCACUCAAGAUGAAAGAAUACCAAAACAGGAUGGAUGUAGAAGUGAUGUUGUUCACAGAUUUAAUGUUGAUAUGUAAGGCCAGCAAGAGGAUGGAUAAAUAUAAAAUAGUAAAACCACCAAUGAGAGUGGAUAGAAUUAUCACACAUGAACUUAAAGAUAAAGGUGUGUUUCUUCUUAUAUAUGUGAAUGAGUACCAUGUACCCGUUUCGUCUUUCACCUUCCAUGCAGAUCAGAAUGCAGUUCAAAUUUGGAUUACUCAUAUACGCAAAGCUCAGGACUUAUAUAGAGAAGCUCGUAUGGCAACGACGUCCAGUGAGAAACCAAGUUUCCCACAGUCAGAAAUUAUAACGGAGGAAGUAGUUGGAUAUACCCCUAUAGUGUAUUCUGAAAGUGACACAAAUCUUCCCCUCUUACAACUGACCCGUUGUGCUAGUGAAGAACCUGAAGGUCAAAGGUCAGAGGACAUGUCCUCACCUAUUAAUAGGUCAAGGUCAUGGAAUGAAAUGUCAGUGAAUUCAGAUGCCCCAAUGUAUAGUACGGAAGUGCAUAAACAUGUUUAUCCCGCAGGAAAUAAAAGUGCGCCCCCUGUGAAUAAGGGGUCGAGUGGAACAUUAGACAGUGAUCAAAUGUCUAAAAAUAGUAGCAAUCAUACAACAGUGCAAUAUUCGCAAUCGGACCCGACAGUGUUUAGCCAGUAUAUAGGUGAUGAUAGACUCCGUGUACCUCAUAUGUCCAUCUCUGCAGGUACAAGUGAAAGUGACAUGUCUACGUUACCGGAAUUUGUAGAUGAGAAUGUCAAAUCAAAGUUAUAUCAGCGGCGGCAGUCCCGAACGGAAAAACGCUACUACACAGCAGAUGCAAUUCAAGAGUUAAACAAAACACAAGAUCGUGAUAAUAGUAUUUAUAAACGUCUAAGUUGGAAUUUUCCAAACGGCGAAGCUGCGGGAGACCGACACGGGGUUCUCAAACACAAAACAAUGAGCUCAGACUCUGUGCGUAGUUUUCAUAGUUCAAGUGGCGUGUCCUCAACGGGUUCGCUGCAUUUGAGCCCCGAGGGUGAUAUAUGUGAAGAAGAUAGUGAUUUAGGAGAUUACGAUAAUGAUAAUGAAAUUGAAAUGGACUUACCUCAUGAUAUGAAUGAAGACAAUAUGCGAGACCUAUACGGGUCUCAUAAAUCCAAAUCCACGCCUGAUAUUGUUAGUUUGAUGCAAGAUUUGAACACGACGGACAUGAAGGAUGGAAUAUGUUCGAUAGACCUUCCGUCGUGUGACGAUCCAAAACAGAGAUUAUCACACGCACAGCUUGUACGCAUGAAGAAACAGUUGUUGCUCAGCUCAAAUGUGGAAGCAAGUGAAGUGUGAGCUGAGAUGAAAAUUUGAAAGGAGACCCAGUCCAUUGGAUAAUCCCAUGACUUUAUAGACUGUGAUACAAUUUUAGUUCAACCACUAUAUACUUACACAGAACAAUGUAGGAGAAGCAGACAACCAAAUUUUUAUAUCAAUUGAGUACCAGUCCAUUGUAUUUUUAUUUAUGGACAGUGUUGUGUCCUUCACAUUCCAUAAAUGUGCUUGCAGAAACAACAGCAGCAGCAGCAGCAGCAUUUAAAGCCUAUUGACACUAAAUGGAACCCCUGGAUUACUUGAAGGGUUCUAAGCUUAACAAAAAGUUGCUGCUCUGAAACUAAGUGCUAGACUUUAACAAACAAAAUGCCAAGAUGUUUGGCCUUGAAUUUCAUGUGUAAUUAUUUCAUGUGAACAUUGAAAAAGAGAAAGUCUAUUGUUACAAACCUAUGCAGAAAUUUUUGGAGACAAUAUAACUUCUCAUAUUUCUUCAGAAAAUGAAUAAAGUGAUUUUUUUUUGCAUAUAGGGCCUUUAAUGUAAACACUCAGGAUUGUGUAGAAAACAAUAUGGCGAUUUUCAAAAUUAAAGGCAUGUUCAUUCUUUUAACCAAAAUCUGUUAUGUUAAUAUUUGGUUUUAUGUGUAGGCAAACUAUAUAUUUAUAAGAAUAUAAGGCUAACAACUUUUAUAUUAAAAGAGAACAUUAACAAAACUGACAAAAGGUACUAGACCAAAAUAAUGCUCUGACAUCAUAAAAUCUACUUGUUAUUGAAAUGUAGUAAGAAGUUAUUUAUGUAUUUACAAAUUGUUUGAAGUGACAUGUUAUUUGAAGUAAAAGACAUAUUAUUUAAAAUAACAGACAAAUUAUUUGAACCAACAUACAUUUUAUUUGAACCAACAUGCAAAUUAUUUGAAGUAAUUGAAGUAACAGACAUACUGUUUUAAGUAACAGACAAAUUAACUGAAGUUACAGACAAUCUUUACUAUCUUGAGCUUUCUGUAAAAAACUAAAAACCUAAAUAUUGAUAAGGAACUAUGAUUUUUUUAUUCUAAGGAAUCAAAAAGUAGAUUGAAAUUGAAAUCUUUUUCAGAAAUUGAAAGAAAUCUUUUUCAGUAGAUGCGUCUGUUUGUAUUGAAUCCUUUCUUUUUUUAAUGAAUCUCAAAUAAACAGCUGUCAUAGAUUUGGUCUGAAACUUAAUUUUAUUUCAAAGUCUAGCAUGUUGAAUGGAGAUGAAAAAUGCCUUCAGUUUUUUUAGGGGCAGGAGACGGUAGUAAUAGAAUGC